AUGAAAUUUCCCACACACCUUCUUCCUUUCUUCCUCGCUCUUGCCCCUUCAGCUUGGGCUGCUUCCCCUAGCGAUCUUCAAGCACAAAUUGGGCACCAUGUUAUCUUUUCUUACCCUGGCCUUGAGCCACCAGCCCAUCUCCUCGACCUGAUCAAGGAAGGCAAAGUCGGUGGUAUCAUCCUCUUCGGCGAAAAUGUCGGUGCCAACCUCACAACCACAAUCGAUAACUUCCAGGAGACCUAUAAGCAAAGCCCGUACUAUUCAGGCAGUCCAUUAUUCAUCAUGACGGACCAAGAAGGCGGAAAAGUGCGCCGCUUAGCCGGCGGACCAGUGGAAAGUGCUAAGCAAAUCGGCCAAGCCGCCGAUCCGGAAGUAGCAGCGACACAGAUGGGCAAAGAUGCCGCAAGUACCCUCGAGAAAUUCAAGAACAACGUCAAUCUGGCUCCUGUAUUGGAUGUUUAUCGCGAGGCUGGAGACUUUACCGAUGCCUACCAGCGCUCCUUCAGCAACUCAUCCCGCAUCGUUGGAACAUGCGGGUCUGCGUUUAUCAGCGCACAGCAGUCAGCUAAUAUCAUUGCAUCUGCCAAGCAUUUCCCUGGCCUUGGUGCAGCAGGCGCAAGCGAGAAUACGGAUGUGCAGCCCGUCACCAUUAACUUGACUACUGAGGAGCUGCACAAGGUGGAUAUGGCACCGUAUACUCAGGCCAUCGCGGCAGGUGUGGACAUGGUCAUGACUUCCUGGGCUAUUUAUCCUGCUUUGGACCCGACCUAUCCCUCUGGACUGAGCAAGACUAUUAUUCAAAAUGAGUUGCGGGGUAGACUUGGAUUCAAGGGUGUCACUAUCACUGAUGCCAUUGAGGCGGGAGCGCUAGAGGCGUUUGGUGAUCAGGCUGCUCGUGGAUUGUUGGCCGCACAAGCUGGUAUUGAUAUCUUGCUUGCGGCUAAGAGAGAUGUCACGCAGGGAGAGGCUAUAUAUAACGCUCUGCUUGCUGCGUUGCAGGCCGGGUCGUUGGAUGAGACUUCGUUCUCAGCUGCCACCCAGAGAAUUCUGGAGGUUCGGAAGAAGCUUGCUCCUGUUUAG
Messenger RNA from Penicillium vulpinum, 1080 nucleotides. RefSeq names its product putative glycosyl hydrolase. The transcript has a single exon. NCBI's taxonomy places the organism in Eukaryota, Fungi, Ascomycota, Eurotiomycetes, Eurotiales, Aspergillaceae. Gene Ontology annotation, biological process: carbohydrate metabolic process; peptidoglycan turnover. The coding region runs from base 1 to 1080 and encodes 359 amino acids. The record is from RefSeq and is a predicted model, not a curated record. Gene Ontology annotation, molecular function: hydrolase activity, hydrolyzing O-glycosyl compounds.